This is a messenger RNA of Caenorhabditis sp. 36 PRJEB53466, 2709 nucleotides long. The record is from the annotation of a GenBank genome assembly. NCBI's taxonomy places the organism in Eukaryota, Metazoa, Nematoda, Chromadorea, Rhabditida, Rhabditidae.
AUGGAUGCAAAAGAGGCCGAUGGGUGGUAUGAUGUGAGUUUUCAAUGAAGUUGAUUCCCUGAACUGAGCAUCCUUUUCUGCAAAAUGAGUCGUGCAAAGAGUCCAUCAUUUCGAGUGACUUCCCGUUUCCUCAGUUCUUUCCUUUUCUUAGCAUCCCCUGGGUAUAAACCUCUCGAUUUAAUUAGAAUUGGCACGCAUCUUUGGGCGCCAGAUUUCACAAGCACAAAAAAUAUAGUAUCUGGUCGAGCAUCUCUUUCUUCUUCUUCUUCGCUUCCGUCCCUCUCCAUUAACAGCGCUGCUCCUCAUUUCGAAGACGUCGCCGAAACCGCCGCCGGAAAACUAAUUAGUUUGAAACAUUUCUGUUUUUGUCAGCCGUCCCCUUAUUCUUGUCGCCCCCAAUGAGACUCAUUCUCUCCUUACUUUCCAAACAAUUUAAAGUCAAUCGGGUUGUGUUUCGCACCCUGAAAACUGUAAAGGUACAAGUGAACUUAGAAUUGAUAUGGAGCGCGUAUUUUGCAGACUGCUCUUCCAAAACCCCCAGUCCCAUCUCUUGAAUCUACAUUAGACAGGUAUUGAACUGUAUGCCGGCAACUUAUCCCGUCUCAUUUCCCAUUAAGAUAUCUCGAGUAUGCGGCAGUCGUGGCAGUCGGUCAGAAGGCAUCUCUGGCGGCGACGCACGAUGCCGCCCGAAACUUCGUCCGUCAAGCUACUCCACUCCAAGAACAGCUUCUUGAAAUAUCUGAAAAAUCGCUCAACUGGGUACAUUCCCGUCUUUCCUUCUAUUCUAAUGCCUUCCGUUCAGGCGACCAAGUUCUGGCUUCCGGAGAUGUACAUGAGAGUUCGCAUGCCAACUCCGGUCAACUCGAACCCGGGAUAUAUCUUUCCGAAGGUGAAGUUCGAAUCGAAAGAAGAUCAUCUCAAGUACACUGCUCUGCUCACUCGCGGACUGCUGCAGUACAAGAAUCUGAUUGACACGUUUGUGAUAGCGCUAUUCCUUCAACUAUCCUUUUCUUCAGAAAGCAAAUCUCUCGCGAAAAAGGGACGGGAGCCCAGAAACUGCAAAUGUGCAUGGAGCAGUACGACCGCGUACUUAGCUCCUAUCGGGAGCCGGGUGUUGGCGAGGACACUCAAAUCCGCAAGCAGAAGACGCACGAGGGAAAUGAGCACGUGCUCGUAAUGUGCCGCAACCAGACAUUCGUGCUGCACACUCGGAUCAACGGAGGCCUCCUUCCGUUUGCCGACUUGGAACAUCAGCUGAAGAAGAUUGAGGAGAUUUCGUUGAUCAAUCAAAACGUUUGUGAAAUUUUGCAAAUGUCAAGUUGCAACUGAACAUUUCAGAACGCGACUAAGAUCGGUGCUUGUGGAGUUGGUCCGCGUGAUGAAGCAGCCAUUUUCUGGCAGGAAAUGCUGACUGUCGAGCAGAACUCGAAGUCGUACGAAUGGGUGAAGUCCGCGCUGUUCGUAGUGUGUCUAGACAUGGAAGAUCCAGUAGAUUAUGGGGCAAACGGUAGCAGAUUACCUAUAAUCAUCAGAUGGAAACUUUGUAUUCAGAUACAGCGAACGUAGCUGAGAAGGAAAAAGAGUUCAUUCUGCGUGGAUAUCACACACUAACCGGACACGGAUCUCAAGUGUUCGGACUCAAUCGUUGGUACGAUGCGACUAUUCAACUGGUGGUUUCCUCCAGUGGAGUCAACGGACUCUGCAUCGAACACUCUACGGCGGAAGGCAUUGUGAUAAUUAACAUGGCUGAGAGUGCAAUCAGAUUUGCUCAGCAAUACUUCAAGAGCAAAAUGGUAAGUAUUCUGGGCUUUAUCAAUCUCAUGUUGCGCUGUUUAACUAGGUGUGGAAUGACGUUCGAAAUGUUCAUCCGAAGUCUUUGACGUGGCAUUUUAGUGAGAAUGCGAGAAAGCUAUUAACGAAGCAAACUGCGACAUUCGAUGAGCUCGCUAAUGAACUCGAGUUAGAGGUGCUCAUUUUCGAUGAGUUUGGAAAGGAUUCCAUCAAAAAGUGGAAUGUGAGCCCAGACGGAUUCAUCCAACUCAUCCUGCAAUUGGCCCAUUACAAGUGAGUUCCAACUCACUUUCAUCCAUGAACUGAAUGAUUCAGAACGCAUGGUCAUCUCGUGUCAACUUACGAGUCCGCAUCCGUCCGUCGGUUCGGGUGCGGCAGAGUUGAUAACAUCAGAGCGAACACGCAGGAGGCACUCGAAUGGGUGACUGCAAUGACAAGCAAAACGACGAGCAGAGAGAAGAAGCUGGAGUUGUUCAAGGCGGCGGUGCAAAAGCAAGUGAAGGUCACUUUGGAGGUAUACAAAACUGACAUCGCACACAUGGAUGCACGUUCGUUUUUCAGAAUAUCAGUGGAUACGGUAUCGACAACCAUCUGUGUGCUCUAUUCUGUCUUGCUCGCGAGAGAGAAGAAGUGACCGGCGAGGAGAUACCCUCUCUGUUCAUGGAUCCGCUUUGGUCCGAAGUCAUGAGAUUCCCGUUGUCGACAAGCCAAGUGACCACUUCCCUCGACAUUCCCGACUGCUACCUGACCUAUGGAGCCGUGGUCCGUGACGGUUACGGAUGUCCGUACAACAUCCAGCCGCGACGAAUUCUGUUCGCUCCGACUGCUUUCAAGAACGACCGACGCACCGAUUUGCAGCAUUUCAAGAAGAGUCUAUCUGCGGCGUUGAGAGAUGUGAAACAGCUUUUGAGCAACUGA